Penicillium taxi is the source of this 972-nucleotide messenger RNA. Its product is annotated as non-structural maintenance of chromosomes element 1 family protein. The record is from RefSeq and is a predicted model, not a curated record. Gene Ontology annotation, biological process: DNA damage tolerance; double-strand break repair via homologous recombination. Gene Ontology annotation, cellular component: nucleus; Smc5-Smc6 complex. Lineage: Eukaryota; Fungi; Ascomycota; Eurotiomycetes; Eurotiales; Aspergillaceae. The transcript has 3 exons. Gene Ontology annotation, molecular function: ubiquitin-protein transferase activity. The coding region runs from base 1 to 972 and encodes 323 amino acids.
AUGUCUGGCAGCUAUGACGACAGCAACCGUGCAUUUCUUCAGGCCUUCAUGGCGCGUUCAUCCAUGACCUUCGAAGAGGCGCAACCUAUCUUAGCAGCAAUCUCCACAGUGAAAGAGAAUCGCACUAUCAACGUAAACGAUAUCACCGAAGAACAUCUCUCCUCCUACAUCUCACUUGCCAAUGCUGCUAUAUCGCCCUUUGACCUGGAGAUCAGAAGCUCGUUAAACCAAGCUAUAAAUCAUGAAGAGGAUGAAGAUAUCUCACCCACACGGGUGUAUGCCCUAGUCAAUACUACCAGUGAUCCCUUGACCCAGCUCGCGACUACGUACUCCGCCGACGAAAUCGCCUUUGUCAAGCGCAUUCUUGACGGCAUGUUCAUCACAAAUAAUGAUCGGAUAAAGGAGGGCAUGGUGAUUCCUUCAAUGGAGGCGGUUCAGCUGGCCCGAAUUAGCGACCCCAACCGACGCCGAACAGGGAAUACCGCAGUGCAGCCGAACCAAGGCGUAACAGCACAGAAUCUAACACUUCCUCAAGCCGAAACUACAUUAAAAAACCUUGUCUCAGAAGGCUGGCUCCAGAAGAGCAGAAAGGAAUUUUACAGCUUGACUCCACGAGGACUCAUGGAGCUGCGUGGUUGGCUCGUAAUGGAGUACAAUCAGACCGAGGAUGGGCGAGAAAUGAACCGAAUUAAGUUCUGCAGUGCCUGCAGGGAUAUUGUCACUGUGGGUCAACGUUGUGCGGAUCGUGAAUGUACGGGUCGACUACAUGAUCACUGCAUGCGAAACUUCUUCCGUAUUCAAAAGAGCGAAAAUUGCCCUAAAUGCAAGAAAGAUUGGCCUGGUAAUAUGUUUGUGGGUGAGAGAGCUAUGGCACUCAAGAAAACUACAAAUACUCCGCGGCCGAGAGUUUCCCUGAAUCAAAAUAGUCAAGCAGACGGGUCUGAUGAGGAAUCUGAGGAAGAUGAGGGAUGA